GGCACUAAUCGGUAAUCAGUGGCACUGCAGGACAGGUCUGAAGAACAUCUUCUCAUCAUAGCUGAGUGAAACACUCUCCUGACAAUGUCUGACUGUGAGUUGAUUCUGGCCAGCUGGGGGAAAGUGGAGAGCAACCUUGCAGACUAUGGAGGAGAGGUUCUGACCUGUCUGUUCACAGAGCACCCUGACACUCAGAAACUCUUUCCCAAGUUUGUGGGGAUCUCACAAGCUGAACUGGCUGGAAAUGCAGCCAUUGGGGAGCAUGGCAAAACAGUUCUGACAAAACUGGGUGAGAUCCUAAAGGCAAAAGGCUCUAGUGAUGUCAUCAAGCCACUGGCUACAACCCAUGCCAACACGCACAAGAUCGGCCUCAACAACUUCAAGCUGAUCACUGAGGUCAUCAUUAAGGUGUUUGGGGACAAGGGCGUGUGGGAUGCUGCUACCCAGGCUGCCUUCAGAAAGGUGAUGGGUGGUGUUGUCAAUGAGAUCGACUGUGUCUACAAGCAGCUAGGCUUCGCUGGUUAGAUGACAUUUGUCCCCUUGAGUCCCUGACAUUGCACUGCUCCCACUGGCUAAAUUGGUUUACUUGGUUUCAGUAAUCAGUAUUGGUGGAUCAUGAUGUUUUGCAGCAUGUUACUGAUUGAAAAAUAAAACCAUGAAAUUCUA
Clarias gariepinus (North African catfish) is the source of this 666-nucleotide messenger RNA. RefSeq names its product myoglobin-like. The record is from RefSeq and is a predicted model, not a curated record. The transcript is spliced from 4 exons. Gene Ontology annotation, molecular function: heme binding; oxygen binding. NCBI's taxonomy places the organism in Eukaryota, Metazoa, Chordata, Actinopteri, Siluriformes, Clariidae. Bases 85 to 525 code for a protein of 146 amino acids. Gene Ontology annotation, biological process: oxygen transport. Gene Ontology annotation, cellular component: extracellular exosome.